AUGGCUUUUGGCCAGUCUCUCGGCGAUCAACAAUCCUUGUUGCUCCAAUUGAAGAACAAUCUCGUAUUCGACAGAGAGGAUUCGACAAAACUGGUGCACUGGAAUGAAAAUACUGAUUGUUGUUUGUGGGAAGGUGUAACCUGCAGUGAGGGACGUGUUAUUGGUCUCGACUUGAGCAGCGAAGCAAUCUCCGAUGGACUGGACGAUUCAAGCAGCCUCUUCGGUCUUCAGCAUCUGCAGAACCUCAAUUUGGCAAAUAACCACUUCAAUUAUCUACAGGAGUUUCCUUCUAAGCUCGACAUGCUGACGAAUCUGAUUUACUUGAACCUAUCACAUGCUGGCUUUGGAGGUCAGAUUCCAAUUGCGAUUUCGCGCUUGACAAGGUUGGUUGUUCUUGAUUUAUCUUCGCGAUCGUCACCAUGUGCGUCCUAUAAACGGUCAUGCGAUGAUGAAAUGCCAUUGAUAAAACUUGAGAAUCCAAAUCUUAAGAUGCUCGUUCAGAACCUUUCUGAGCUUAUAGAAAUUCAUCUUGAUGUCGUUAAAAUAUCAGCACCAGGGAAUGAGUGGUGCGAAGCCUUGUCUUCUUCACUGCCAAAUCUGAGAGUGUUGAGCUUGUCAAAUUGUCAUCUUUCAGGCCCUCUUGAUCCAUCCUUACUUAAGCUUCAGGCCCUUGUGAGUAUAAAUCUCAAAGGCAACCACCUCUCUACUUCAGUUCCAGAGUUCUUGGGAGAUUUCAAAAGCUUGAGGUACUUGUUUCUUAGUAAUUCUGGGUUGAACGGCACAUUUCCAAAAAAGAUCUUCCAGUUACCAAUGCUUGAGAUUCUUGACUUGUCCGGAAAUUAUCUACUUGGAGGUUCAUUGCCAGAUUUUCCUUCGGAUGGAUCUCUCCGGACCCUUCUGCUUAGCAGAACAGAGUUUUCAGGUGUAUUGCCAGAUUCUUUUGGUAAGCUUACAAUGUUAUCCACAAUAGAUCUUUGGGGAUGUAAUUUCAGUGGAUCGAUCCCAGAGUCAAUGUCAAGCCUCACUCAGCUAGUUUAUUUGAGGCUCUCAUACAACCAUUUCUGCGGACCAAUCCCAAAGUCAAUGGCAAGCCUCACUCAGUUAGUUUAUUUGGACCUCUCAUACAACCAUUUCAGCGAACCAAUUCCAUCGUUCAGCAUGGCCACGAAUUUGAAGAUGAUAGAUCUUUCUAAUAAUGAUCUUACUGGCCAUAUUACUUCCACUGACUGGGCAAUGUUUCAGAAUCUAGAAUUUCUCGACUUGGAGAACAACUUGCUUAUGGGCAAUAUUCCAAUUUCUCUGUUUUCCCUUCCAUUACUUCGGAGAUUAAUACUUUCAAACAAUAGUUUUUCUGGUCAACUCAAUGAAUUUUCUAAUGUUUCUUCUGACAAACUGAGUGAAGUUUAUUUGGAUAGUAACAACUUGGAAGGGCCAAUUCCUAUGUCUGUCUUUGAACUUCGAGGUCUUUGGUUCCUUUCACUUGCUUCAAACAACUUUAAUGGUUCCUUGAAACUUGAUGAUAUGAUUCAACAAUUGAGUUCUCCCAAAAAUCUUGAUCUUCCGAGUCAGUUAAAAAAUUUUACUGAUUUCUUGAGAAACCAAUCUAACUUAUACCACCUAGAUCUUUCCAACAACCAGAUUCACGGAGAGAUACCCAGCUGGAUUUGGAUUCCUACUCUUAACUACUUAGAUCUCUCUCAUAACUACUUUGUGACUCUACAAGGACCUUUAACCAAUGCUUCUGGGAUAUACUCUCUGUACCUUCAGUCUAACCAGCUCCAGGGGCCAUUGCCAGUUUUCAUAGUAGAUGCCUCUGUUUUGGAUUUUUCAAGGAAUAAUUUCAGCUCUAUACCAACUAACAUUGAUCACAUCUUUAGAAAUGUUGAGUUCUUGUCUCUUUCAAGCAAUAAACUCAAUGGAAGUAUUCCUGCAUCAAUAUGUAAUAUCUCAGAACUCCAAGUUCUAGAUAUGUCGAACAAUUCCGUGAGUGGAACUAUCCCCCACUGCUUGUUUGAGAUGGUAAAUUUUCGGCCACUAGCGGUGCUGAACCUAGAGGGCAACAAUCUCAGCGGAAAAAUUUCUGAUACAUUUCCAGGCAAUUGUAGCCUACAUACCUUAACUCUUAAUGGAAACCAACUAGAAGGAGGGCUACCAAAAUCUCUGGAUAAUUGCAAAUCCUUGCAAGUUUUAGACCUUGGGAAUAACCACAUCCAAGAUAUCUUUCCAUGUUACUUGAAGAACAUAUCCAGCUUGCGUGUUCUCGUUUUAAGAUCGAACAAAUUCUACGGGUCCAUUGGUUGUCCAAGCCAUAAUGCAACGUGGCCAAUGCUACAAAUUAUAGACUUGGCUUCGAACACUUUUAGUGGCAACCUUCCGAGUAACUCCUUGGCCGGAUGGAAGGCAAUGACAAUUGAUGAAAUUGGGGCCCAGUUAGAGCCUCGGCACCUGGGAUUUCAAGGGUAUUAUCAAGAUACGGUAACAAUUACCAUGAAAGAUCAAGAGCUGAAGCUGGAGAAGAUCCUAACUAUCUUUACAUCCAUUGACUUUUCGUGCAACAAUUUCGAUGGGCAUAUACCUGAAGAACUAGGAGGACUCAAAUACCUACAUAUUCUCAAUUUGUCACAAAAUGCAUUCACUGGCCAAAUUCCAUCAACUCUGGCAAAAUUGAGUAAGCUCGAGUCAUUAGACCUAUCUGGUAACGAGCUCACAGGAGAGAUUCCUCAACAACUUGCAGAUGGUCUUAUUUUCCUCUCUGUCAUCAACCUUUCAUUCAACCAACUGGUGGGAAGGAUUCCACGGAUCAAGCAAUUUGCUACAUUUUCGGAAACAUCCUAUGAAGGGAAUAAAGGAUUAUGUGGCUUUCCAUUGAAAGAAAAUUGCAGUGGUGAUGGAGUGCCUCCAAUAUUUGAAGAAACUCAUUCCAACUCAGAGAUUGUGGUUGACUGGAACUACCUGAGUGCUGAAUUGGGUUUUGUUUUUGGUUUUGGGAUUGUCAUUGUGCCAUUGAUGUUUUGGAAGAGGUGGAGGUUUUGGUAUUCUAAAAAGAUUGAUGACAUUCUUUUUAAGAUCUUUCCCAAGCUGUAUCUUGGAAAAGAAUACCGUCGCAAGCCAAUGCACAGAAAUCAAGCUGGGAGGAGACAUCAAGGAUAG
Messenger RNA from Carya illinoinensis, 3150 nucleotides. RefSeq names its product receptor-like protein 7. The transcript has a single exon. Bases 1 to 3150 code for a protein of 1049 amino acids. Lineage: Eukaryota; Viridiplantae; Streptophyta; Magnoliopsida; Fagales; Juglandaceae. The record is from RefSeq and is a predicted model, not a curated record. Gene Ontology annotation, molecular function: protein binding.